Molecule: messenger RNA, 2471 nt
Organism: Melampsora larici-populina 98AG31
Lineage: Eukaryota; Fungi; Basidiomycota; Pucciniomycetes; Pucciniales; Melampsoraceae
Exons: 8
Coding region: 1-2148 (715 amino acids)
Biological process (GO): chromatin remodeling
Cellular component (GO): RSC-type complex
Molecular function (GO): protein binding
Source: RefSeq, a predicted model, not a curated record
AUGGGAAACGAUUCAAGUCAACAGAAUUUACCUUCUUCUUUACCACCCACUAGAAUUCGAAUCACUCAACCUAAUCUAAAAAGAAAUCAUUCACCAACACCAAACACUACUAAUAUCACUACUACCACUACUUCAAAAAAGCUCACUCUUCGACUCAGACCACCUCCACCACCACCCACAUCAGUAUCAGCAUCAACUACUCAAGACGAUCUCUCAUUUCAUUCUACUGCUCUCACCCUUUGGAACACACUCGUCAACACCACUGAUCAAGAUGGAAGACUCAGAUCGACAGCUUUCAUGGAUUUACCAUCUGCGACCGAAUAUCCUGAUUACUAUCAAUGGAUCAAACGUCCACUCUCUCUCAAUCAAAUCAAACAAAAAUUAGAUCAAUUCGUUUAUCCUACUCAAGAAAAAUUCAUUGCCGAUAUGAGACUGGUCUUUAAUAACGCGAAAAAAUAUAAUGUAGAGGAUAGUAUGAUUUAUGAUGAUGCUCGGACUCUUCUUAAAACUUUGAAACGCGAACUUCGUCAAUUGACCUCCACUGAACCUCAACCACAAUCUAACGAUGAAGCACAACAUUCUGAUAGUGAACCCAAGCAAAAGAAGAUCAAAUUGAAGAUCAAAACAACUGCUCGACACUCGACUCCUCCAGUUCCAUCUGAUCCUAAAUCUAUUCCCAAUGUCAACUUACCUAUCUCUAACGGUCCUCCAGUCGGCUCUACACCACCUGUCAACAACAAAUCUCUUCCAGUCAAACCAAGUCCUCAAGAAGUCUUGAGAUCAGCCACAAAGUCUAACUCUAUCCACUCACCCAAGCCAUCCAACUCUACAUCAUCUAGAAGAGAUGUCACCCUGAAAGCGUUCAUCAAGGCUCGUCUAAAAGCUCUCGAAGAGGUUCGAGACCCUCAGACUGGCAGGCGAUUGAUGGAAGAGUUUCAGACUUUACCUGAUAAAUCGGUUUGGAAAGAGUACUAUGCGGUGAUCCCAAGUCCUAUCGCAUUCGAGAACGUUAGGGGCAAAAAUGAUAAGCGAGCAUAUAAAGAUUUAGAUAGUUUCAAAGCAGAUGUGCAAUUGAUCUUUAAAAACGCUCAACAUUUCAAUGAAGAUGGAUCGAUAGUAUGGAACGACUCCAAAAUCUUAGAGCAAAAGUUUGCCGAAUUGAUCAGUGAUGCACCUGCAGAAUUUCCUGAACCAGUUUUACGAGGACCUUAUAAGAAAACUCAAGAGCGACAAUCUCAGCAAGCUGCGGUAGCAAAAGAAAAAUCAACACCUGCUCCUCAAUCUGCGAUUCCUAGUCAACCGCUUGCAGUACCUAAUCUGACUCCUCCAGUAUUAGCUGGUCGUGUUUCUCCUCGUUUAAACCCGGUUGCUUUACCUGCUCCUGUGGCGAUACCUCCCGCCAUUCUCAAUGGUCUACCAAUCGCACACCAACCAACAUUAUUAGCUCAAAUCGCUAACUCACUUCCUAAAGCAGUACCAGUCCCCUCUAUUCCACCCAGAGCUUCGUCACCGGCUCCAGCAGUAGAUCGAGUGCUGCGUAGUGCAUCUAGAUCACCAUCUCGUCAACCUACUCCAUCGAUCAUUCCACCUGCGCGUGUUCCUAGUCCACUUAGACCGCCUAGUUUGCCUAUCAUUCCACCAUCUAUUCCAUCCAUGGGUCGACAUCUUCCUCCAUCACUUCCUGCUCGACCAUUAUCACGCUUGGCACAUGAGAUCUCACCAGCAUUGAUGGGAAAUCAUUUUGAACAACAUCCACCUUUACCACAAUCACAAGGAAGAGUGAACGUGAAAAUUCCUAAUGAAGUGGAUGGCUCAUUGAUCAACUCUUUUAAAUUGAUCACCAUACCAGCUACUACAUUAGAAAUCGAAAUGAAGAAUGAUUAUGUAAGACAACAUGCGAUUCAUUUACCAUCUAAUACGAAAGCGAUUAGAGUAUCAGUUGGAUCAUCAUCGUCUUCUGCUUCUAAGUCAAAUGGAGAAACGAUCUUUAGAUGUAGAGGUUCGACGACAGGUAGGAUUGUGAGAGAUCCGAAUGAUCGGUUCUUGGUUGAGAUUUGGGAAGGAUUGAAUGUGAUUGAGAUUGAGGCUGAAUCGAUGGUGAAUCGAGAAAAAGAAAAGGAAUUGUAUAGGAUCUUUGUUCAUAAAUGAUGAUUUUCUUUUUUUUGGUUUCUUUUCACACCAAAAAAAAACAUGAUUUGAAAAUUGUUUUCUUUCUUUUUUUUGAAAGGUUUUUUUUGGGUUGGGAUUGGGUUGGGAUUGGGUUGAGAAUGGGUUUUUUUUCUGAAAGGUUAAAUAUGAAAUAUGAAAUAUAUACAUAUACAUAUAUAAGAAUCUUAAGAAGAAUCAAAAAUUCAAUUGUUUUUUUGUUCCAAUUUAUGUAUUUCUGUUUGGUUCUUUUCUGUUUGAUGUUUUUUUUUCUUUGGUUUUGGUUACUUUGGUUUAUGAAAUGUGAUUGUUGUGAUCUUUUUUGU